Molecule: messenger RNA, 657 nt
Organism: Anthostomella pinea
Lineage: Eukaryota; Fungi; Ascomycota; Sordariomycetes; Xylariales; Xylariaceae
Source: the annotation of a GenBank genome assembly
AUGUCCACCCACAAGACGUACAUAGUCGAGCACCUCGACCCGGAGCUGGGCCCAUGGUCCGAACUCGAGUACCUCACCAUUGCCCGGGAAACCCACCGCGCCGGCGGCGUCUUCUGCCUGUCGUCGCUGCCGCCCGACUUCAAGGUCCCGGACCGCCUGGCUGCCGAGCCGGCCUUCGAGGCGGAGACCCGCGGCGUCGAGGAGAUGUACCCCACGGCUGGCGGGGAGGGUGCGGGCGCGGGCGCGAAGGGGGAGAAGGGCCGUGUGUGUUUGCUUGAUCCACAGGCGGAGAAGGAUUUGAGUCCUGAGGACAGGGGGGAGUUUGAUGUCUUCCUUUUUGGAGGCAUCCUCGGUGACGAUCCGCCACGGGAUCGCACGGGCGAGCUCCGCAAGAAGGGCUUCGCAGGCCGCCGGCUGGGCCCCGUACAGAUGACGACUGACACGGCAGUUCGCGUUACACGGAUGGUCGUUGAGGAACAGUUCACGCUGGAUACAGUGCCGUACCUGGACUUCCCGGAGCUCAAGUUCAACGAGCACGAGAGCUCGCAGAUGCCGUUUCGGUACGUGAAGAGCCCUGAUGAACAGCCGGUCAUGCCCGAGGGUAUGGUGAACUUGAUCAAGAAGGACGCCGAUAAAAGCAUUGACGAUCUCUUCUGA